Molecule: messenger RNA, 3360 nt
Organism: Castor canadensis (American beaver)
Lineage: Eukaryota; Metazoa; Chordata; Mammalia; Rodentia; Castoridae
Gene: Smarcd1
Product: SWI/SNF related BAF chromatin remodeling complex subunit D1
Source: RefSeq, a predicted model, not a curated record
AGCACGCCUUUUCCGCUAGUCGUCUCCUCUAGCCCACAAUCUCGCUGCCCUAAGCCUCCCGCGCCUGCCCACCCGGCGGGCUCACAAACAGGCAGGCGCUCGGGGGGCGCGCGGGGGGCGGGGGGAGUUCCGGUUCCGGUUCUUUGUGCAGCUGCCUCGGCGGCUCCGGGAAGAUGGCGGCCCGGGCGGGUUUCCAGUCUGUAGCUCCGAGCGGCGGGGCCGGAGCCUCAGGAGGGGCGGGCGCGGCAGCUGCUCUGGGCCCGGGCGGAACUCCCGGCCCUCCUGUGCGAAUGGGCCCGGCGCCGGGUCAAGGGCUGUACCGAUCCCCGAUGCCCGGGGCGGCCUAUCCGAGACCAGGUAUGCUGCCAGGCAGCCGAAUGACACCUCAGGGACCUUCCAUGGGACCUCCUGGCUAUGGGGGGAACCCUUCAGUCCGACCUGGCCUGGCCCAGUCAGGGAUGGACCAGUCCCGCAAGAGACCUGCGCCUCAACAGAUCCAGCAGGUCCAGCAGCAGGCGGUCCAAAAUCGAAACCACAAUGCAAAGAAAAAGAAGAUGGCUGACAAAAUUCUACCUCAAAGGAUUCGUGAACUGGUACCAGAAUCCCAGGCCUAUAUGGAUCUCUUGGCUUUUGAAAGGAAACUGGACCAGACUAUCAUGAGGAAACGGCUAGAUAUUCAGGAGGCCUUGAAACGUCCCAUCAAGCAAAAACGGAAGCUUCGAAUUUUCAUUUCUAACACUUUCAAUCCGGCUAAGUCAGAUGCCGAAGAUGGGGAAGGGACAGUGGCUUCCUGGGAGCUUCGGGUAGAAGGACGGCUCCUGGAGGAUUCAGCCUUGUCCAAAUAUGAUGCCACGAAACAAAAGAGGAAAUUCUCUUCCUUUUUUAAGUCCUUGGUGAUCGAAUUGGACAAAGACCUAUAUGGGCCAGAUAACCAUUUGGUAGAAUGGCACAGGACCGCCACUACCCAGGAGACUGAUGGCUUCCAGGUGAAGCGGCCAGGAGACGUGAAUGUACGAUGUACUGUUCUACUGAUGCUGGAUUACCAGCCUCCCCAGUUUAAAUUAGACCCUCGCCUGGCUCGGCUCCUGGGCAUCCACACCCAGACCCGUCCAGUGAUCAUCCAAGCACUAUGGCAGUAUAUUAAGACACAUAAGCUCCAGGACCCUCAUGAGCGGGAAUUUGUCAUCUGUGACAAGUACCUCCAGCAGAUCUUUGAAUCUCAACGUAUGAAGUUUUCAGAGAUCCCUCAACGGCUGCAUGCCUUGCUCAUGCCACCAGAACCCAUUAUCAUUAACCAUGUCAUUAGUGUUGACCCAAAUGACCAGAAAAAGACAGCUUGUUACGAUAUUGAUGUGGAAGUGGAUGAUACCUUGAAGACCCAGAUGAAUUCUUUUCUUCUGUCCACUGCCAGCCAACAAGAGAUUGCUACUUUAGACAACAAGAUCCAUGAGACAAUAGAAACUAUCAAUCAGCUGAAGACCCAGCGGGAGUUCAUGCUGAGCUUUGCCAGAGACCCUCAGGGGUUCAUCAAUGACUGGCUUCAGUCCCAGUGCCGGGACCUCAAGACCAUGACCGAUGUGGUGGGUAACCCAGAGGAGGAGCGCCGAGCUGAGUUCUACUUCCAGCCUUGGGCUCAGGAAGCUGUGUGCCGAUACUUCUACUCCAAGGUGCAGCAGAGACGACAAGAAUUAGAGCAAGCCCUGGGAAUCCGGAAUACAUAGGGCUUUUAUAGCCCUGAUUUGGCUGCACCGAUUCUUUAUUUGGGCCCUGUGCUGCCUGCCUCAUAGCACCUGCCUUGGUCUUGCUUGGGGCCUUUUUGGGGAUGCUGUUGGUUCAAGGACAACACCAGAAUGAAGAGGUCUCACAUUUCUGUCUCACAGACACCUGUUAUCCUCUUCUCUCACCCCAUCCCUUCCCACUCCCAGCUUCCUUUUACCCCACAAAGUUCCCAUGUGCCUCUACCUUCCUUGGUCUACAUAGGACCUCUAGUUAGUGUUAGAGAACCCAUAAUGGUAAUCAGUGCUCUGAAUGGAUUGGGACUAAGGCCAGGUGGUCUGCAGGGAGACCAACUACACUGAUCCUGCCCUUCAGAGACCCAGGAGUUGGGAGCUGUAGCCCCUCCUCCAAGACUCACUCAGGCCUAGGGGUGCUCUAUAAGCUAGUUGAUCUUGGCCCUCCUGAUAACAGAAUCCAAUUUCCUUCCUUCUCUCCACAGAUUUCAAGCAAACUCUCCCUUUACUUGUUGCCCUCUAGCACUAAAGGAACCCUGGCUCUUGGGCUCCUCUGAGUCCCUGCCUUCAGGACUGGCCUGCUGUUUCAGUGCUUCUGACUCCUUAGGAGUCCACAUCAGUAUUGGAGUUUGUUCUUGAACUGUUGCUCCCUCUCAAACACUCCCAUGGCUGCCCUUUGUAGGAUUGCCUCACAUUUGCCAUAACCCACGGCAUUUGAGUAGGGAAUCUUGCCUUUCCCUGUCAGGGCCCCACGGAUCUAAUCUGGAGUACUGUUAUUGCCAGCAGAGGCUGUUCUUUCCUGCUGCUCAUAGGAGUGACUCAUUCAUUCACUCCGCCCUGCCCCCUCCCUUAAUGGAGAAACAGGCCUAAAAUCAAACGGGUAAAGCCCUGGGCCAUCCCUGUCUUCCUGUCCAUUGUUUGCCCAGUUGACACCCCUGGUGACUUCUAGGGCACUGAGGAGUGAAAGCGCCUAAGGCUGGAGAAUAGCUCUGAGAUGGGUUUGUGACUCCCCUCUCCCUACAUCACAGGAUUGUGACUCCCUAGCCCCUGCCCUCAAAAGCUUCAGACCCCUCAGGUAGCAGCAGGACCUUGUGAUCUUGGCCCCUUGGAACUAAGAUGGCUUUGCAUCUUUCCAGGAGAGCUUCAGAUUCUUCCAGGUUGUAUCACCCCCGAGUUAGCAUAUCCCAGGCUCGCAGACAACACAGUAGGGUGGGAGACAGCUGGGCACAAGAGGGGGAUUCUGUUCAGCAUGGGCUCUCAACCCACAGAACUGACAAAGCCCCUGCUUCCCCACCCCUCCUCAGGCUCCUGCGAGCACAUCCCCUACCCCUUGUCCCUGCCUGGUCUACACUGCAGACAGCAGUUUUCUCCCCAUCUUCCCCUUCCUGCCACAUACCCACCCUCCCUCAAAAGGUUCUCGCCACAAUGACAGUGGACACCCCUGAGGUAGCUGAGAGCCCAGGUCUGGCUCCUGGCUAGAACUACGAGGAAGCUCAGCACUCUGCAGUGUCCCUGUUGGUGAUAACUGUUUAUUAACUGAAUUAUUAUGGGUUUUUUUUCAUGGACCAAAAUUUUUUUUGUACUGUUCCCUUAUCAGUGUCACCCAGUUUUAAUAAAAGAAUCUUCUGAA